Molecule: messenger RNA, 8412 nt
Organism: Polyodon spathula (Mississippi paddlefish)
Lineage: Eukaryota; Metazoa; Chordata; Actinopteri; Acipenseriformes; Polyodontidae
Product: putative Polycomb group protein ASXL3
Exons: 12
Coding region: 131-6865 (2244 amino acids)
Biological process (GO): positive regulation of transcription by RNA polymerase II; animal organ morphogenesis
Cellular component (GO): PR-DUB complex
Molecular function (GO): peroxisome proliferator activated receptor binding; DNA binding; chromatin binding
Source: RefSeq, a predicted model, not a curated record
AGCUGUCAGCUGCAGCGGAGAGGUCUUGGGGACGGUAUUGUGUGUGUCAGUAUGUCAGUGUGUCAUUGUCUCAGUCGCCUUGCCAUCUAAAACCUCGCACAAACUGCUGCUUUACCCAUGAAAUACAGAGAUGAAGGACAAACGGAAGAAAAAGGAUCGCACCUGGGCAGAGGCUGCCCGCUUGGCACUAGAGAAACAUCCCAAUACUCCAAUGACUGCAAAGCAGAUCUUAGAAGUCAUACAGAAAGAAGGACUAAAAGAAACCAGUGGAACCUCUCCUUUGGCUUGCCUGAAUGCCAUGCUUCAUACUAACACACGCGUUGGUGAUGGAACUUUCUUUAAAAUCCCUGGAAAAUCUGGACUUUAUUCCCUGAAAAAGGAAGAAUCACCAAGCCUUGCCGAUGGGGCAACUGAGUCUGUGUGUGAAACUGACAUAGAAGGUACUGAAAUGACGGAGAGCAACAACAGCACUAGUGAUGAAAAUGGUGUUUGUCCUAUAAAGCCACCUGAAGAACUGUCUUCCGAACACGACACUAACCCCAAUACAGCAGCUGUGCAGAACAAGUCAGUGUCUUCCACUCAGCAACAUACCAAAAAGGCUCUUAAACAGGCUUUACGGCAACAACACAAAAGAAGAAACGGCGUGUCGAUGAUGGUGAACAAGGCUGUGCCUCGAGUUGUAUUAACGCCUCUAAAGGUCUCUGAUGAGCAGCCGGAUUCUCCAUCAGGAUUAGAAUCUAAAAAUGGUGGAAUUGGUGUUGGAGACAAAUCUGAAAAGGAGUUCAAGCAAGGCCAGAGAUCACCGACUGGCAAACAAGUUAGCCAGCACCUAAAGAAACUGAAGAAGUCUGGUUUGGGGCACUUAAAAUGGACCAAGGCUGAAGAUAUUGACAUUGAGACUCCAGGAUCUAUAUUGGUGAAUACCAACCUGCGGGCUUUGAUCAACAAACAUACAUUUGCAUCCUUACCUCAGCAUUUUCAACAAUACCUCCUCCUUUUGCUGCCAGAGGUGGACAGGCAGAUGGGAAGUGAUGGAGUUCUGCGUCUCAGUAACUCUGGACUAAAUAAUGAAUUCUUUGCAUAUGCUGCUCAAGGUUGGAAACAGAGGUUAGCAGAAGGGGAGUUUACACCAGAAAUGCAGCUCCGAAUAAGGCAGGAAAUUGAAAAAGAAAAGAAGAUAGAACCAUGGAAGGAAAAAGUCUACGAAACAUAUUAUGGAGAAAAAUCGGGUAUGACAGAAGAGGAAUCAAUGAUACUUACCUCAGUGCAGGAGUGUACUGAAGAUGGUCCAAGUUCAGCUGUAGACUCUUCAUGCUUGCCAGGAACAUCCAGCCAGUCUCCUGCAGAAAAGGUGGUGCUGGAGAACACUGAGACAUUGCUUGAAUUUGAAGAAAGUGUGGACCAAGCAGUGUGUAAUAUGGAACUAGCUUCAAAAGUAGUGACCGAACAACCAACAGAAGAUAUACUGUUGUCAGGUUUUCCUGACAUUUCUGCAGAGGAGUCUGUAGUGCAAGAGGAGAUAGCUGUGGAAGUAGACUCAAAUACAUGUGAAUAUCUUGAGGAACAAGAUGAACAGGAAAAUGGUCCAGCUGAAUAUGUCAGCAGCUGCACCCCUAGGAGCGAAACAGAAGAAACACCAACGCUGCAGUCAGACAACUCAGCUGUCCUAACUGAGUGUGCUGUUGAGUCCUCAACUCAAUCCACAGAGGAAAUAAAUCAUAAAGCAACAGGUAGUGAAGCGGAACUAUUUACAGCCACUCCACCGUUGGCUAUGGCUACAGCUACAAUGGACCAAACUCCGUCCCCUCUAUUAGAUUCAGAAAAUGAUGGCAGUCAAAUGCAGCCUCAGACUGCUGAACAGCAACAUGCCCUAAAUGAGCUGCGGACCUCAAAGGAGCUUGAAACCACAGAGGGGCCUGAAACCACGGAGGGGACUGAAGCCACGGUGGGGCUUGAAACCACUGAGGGGCCUGAAACCACUAAGGAACUUCAAACCAAGCAAGAGCUUCAAACCAUGGAGGAGCUGCCAACCCCAGAGGAGCAGCAGACCACUGAAGAGCAGCAGAUCACUGAAGAGCAGCAGAUCACUGAGAAGCUGAAGCCCACAAUCAAUCUUCAGUCUGCAAAUGAGCCAAAAGUCCAUGUAGAGAUGGAAGAUCCAUCCAGUGAUUCUGAAAAAGAUCACACUGAUUUGCCUCUGAAAAGCACCAACCAGCCCAGCUCUGCGGAGCAGUCCAUCUCUACACUAGCACCUUCCCCAGAGCAAUCGGAAAUCAAAUUCCAGGCAGGCCCACAGCCAGAAGAAAAUAUACAGCAGAUUCAGGAAGAAGCCCCUUCUGAAAUACCACCUGAGGAACUGCAGAUCACAACUCCAGAGCUUAGGCCGUCUAUUCCAGAGAAAGAAGACACUCUACUUUCUCCAACCAAACAAACAUCAGCAUCAUCAGAAACCCCUCCUUCAUGUAAAAACAUGAAAAUCCAGUCCCCUGAACAUCAGUCAUCUCUACCCAGGUUGCCCAGUGUGAGUGAAAGUCUGGUUCAAGAGAAAGAAGCUGUGUAUGAGAAGUCACAUGUAUCAGUAUCCCCAGAACCAACUGUUGUCAUAGAGGUACCUGAAAUUGGAAAUCCUGAGGCUGAACUGACAGCAUCUUCACAUGUUGCUGCUAAACCUUCUGCCUCUCCCAGUGCUGGGAAACCUUCUGUAUACUGUGGGCGCUAUAGCAAGAAGCUUGAACUCCCAGAGUCUAAACAACAGCACACUGCUGAGAAACAUGAUGUGAAUGUGGCUCCAUUCACGGAAGCCCCUGGUAGUUCUAUCCUGGAUCUUGAAGACAGCAAACCAGCUCAGCUCCAACGAGAAAUAACUGCAGAAGCUUCACCAUUGGAAGCAUUGCCUUUACCAGAGAUACCCAAAACAGAAAACCUUCAGCUUCAGCAACAUAUAAAAGUACUAAAAGAACCCAAGCAGCAGAAUAAUAAUGCCUUUGUGUCAGGCAAAGCAUUGCCUGAUACAUCUAAUAAUACCAAAGGUCUUAAGCAGGUCAAACAUCACCAUUCUCAAGAGAAGUCCUCCUCAUUAUUAUUAUCAGAAACUACUUCAAAAAACAAACACCAUAGGUCUCAUCAAACAAACCACCAGCACAGGCUGGAAGAACCACAUUCUGCAAAAGAAGUAGAGUCCAACAAGUCUCCAGAGAUGCAGAGGACUGACUGUAGGGAUGCAGAGAUCUCCAAACGGAAGACAGGAGAGCAGCACACAGGCAUAUGUAAAGAAAAGAGGGCCAGAAUCGAAGAGAAAGAGCCCCAUAGUACGGCACAGUCUAGCAUCACGCCACCUGAAAAAGAAGUGCCUCCAAAAGAGGAGCUAAGGGUUCCACCACUCAAGAUCCAACUCUCCAAAGUUGGUCUGCCUUUUAUCAUCAAGACACAACCAGCUUCCAAGCAUGAACCCAAGGUUUCAUCCACCUCUGGUCCAAGUACAGGAAGGAACACAGGAGCCCGCACUCUGGCAGACAUCAAGGCCAGAGCUCAGCAAGCCAGGGCUCAGAGGGAGGCUGCAGCUGCCGCAGCUGUGGCAGCAGCUGCCCGGAUAACAUCUGGAGAUGGUGGAGCCCCUUCUGAAGGGAGUAAGACCAGGACACUUGCACAUAUCAAAGAGCAAACCAAGGCAAAACUGUUUGCCAAACAUCAAGCCAGAGGUCAUUCACACCAGGCUGUUAAAGGAGCUAAGCUGCAUAGUUCAAAGGAGGAUAAGUGUUCCUCUGAUUCACAGGCUGCUGUGCAAUCCAAGAGUGAUGGUCCAACUGGUGUUAUUAUUGCUAAUCCCAAUCGUAGGUCACCUGAGAAAGGCUUUGCACUGAAUUUAGAGUCUUGUCCUACCUCCAAGGCUUCAGAAAACAUAAUUGUAAAGUCUGUUGGCAACAUGUCUGUUCCAAAUGCUGCUUCACAUAGUAUCCCAGUACCACAGUCCUCCUUCAACUUGCCCCAGACUGGAAGGACUAACACUGUGCCAAGUGUAGAGAAUAACCAUGCCAAUCCAAAUUCAGUUUUCAAUUUACCAGUGCCAGUCUCUAUCCACGGUUUUUCUAUUCCUCCUGACAACCCCUCUGUUCUAAUGGCUGUCGGUAGACCCAACCACCAGAAUUCUUUGUUCCAAGUAUCUCCGUCCAAACCCGGUGCCAAAGCCACUGUUUCCGGCUCAACCCAUAGAGCCAUUGUGCCAAAGUAUAAUGAUGACAGUGCUGCACCAGUCUCGGCAGAAGUGCCACCAAUGCCAUGUCCAUUGAACAAUGCAUCUCCAAAUUACCCCAUUAAUGGAGGGUUAAGGUAUCCGGGUCAGACAGCCCCCCAAGUGUCUUGUGUUAGUACUGCACUGCCUACAUCCAAAGGCAGUACAUUCCAAGACAACACAGUAUCUGAGAGAAACUGCCCUCCCAGAAGCAGCACUCCAUUUUUAUUUGAAAGACCAAGCGUGCCAUUUUCGUCUGACUUUCAUGCAUUAAGCAGCGCUGACAGAAAGGAGAUGCAUCACUACAGGCAUAAAGCCAUCAAAUCAAACUAUACUACAGACAGAGGACAUGUCAACCAGUGUCCAGUUACGAACAGCCCAAUGCCAACAACUCAGAAUGUAGUGACUGAAACAGGAACAUCAGGGAAGUGUAGACAGUUGUCACUGACAGACUCUGCCAGUAACAAAGCUAUUCCAUGUAAGGUUAUAGUGGAUCACAGCUCUGGUUCAUAUUCAAGCACUCCAGCUACAAACUUGGCUGACGCUCGACAAAACCUACCAAAUAAAGGGGUGAAAACGGAAACCGUUCUGCGACUGCAGGAGUCAAUAAUGAGCAGGUCUGAACCUUUCCGCCAAAAAACAGAACAGAAUGCAAUUUUUAAUGAUGACUCCAGAACGAACAAUAUGAAGCUGCAGGUGACUCAUAAUGCUCAGCAUGGUUUGCCUGUACCUCGGCAGAACAGACAAAAGGGGGUUAGACUUUCUGAGCAGAGUGCUGCCAAUCUUAUAUACAGCUCCUUGUUGUACAAACAUGCUGAAAAAGUGGUAAUCAGUGAGCAAAUCAGUGAACCUAAAAGCUGGCUGAAAGAGAAAGAUGACUGCAUGGACACAAUGAUAAUAUAUCAACAUGUAACUGAUGUCAAAGAGAAAAAAGGCAACAUAAUUUCAAGUACUGGAGGAAUGAUCAGCUCUCCAAAUUGCUCUAAUUUUUCAGAAACCAGGGUCAUCAAAUCUGAACCCAGUGAUAUGGACACUGAGGACUUGAAAGAAGCAGUGAAUUUGCAUCAUGCCACUCAUUUACUAGACGAGAGGCCAGUCAAGACAUCUGCAGCUGUCACUGAUAUAGCUGAAGACUGUGUGCCAUUGAUCACAGAAAAUCAUAGAAGAGGUCACCUUGCUGUAAGCUCUAGCUGUCGUCUGUCAUCAGUGGAGGCCAAUAACCCUCUAGUGACUCAGCUACUGCAGGGGAAUCUGCCUUUGGAGAAAGUGCUACCCCAGACCCGGUCAGGGGCCAGACUGGAGAUAAACAGACUGCCUCUGCCUUUGCAAAAUACCUCAGUAUACAAAACAGCUGCAGUUGAGAGAAAUGUCACGGAAAAUGUUCAGAGCUGUCUCAGCCCAGAUGGCAAAGGACUUGCUCCAGGAAUAAGGGGGCUUGCCCACAUCAGAAAACAUGAUAUCCAUCCCAACAAAAGGGUGGCUGGGGAACUUGCUCACAUUAAAUGUGAGCAGGGCAAGCAAAUGACUGAGGCAGAGAGUAAAAGUGCUUCCUGCGCACUCAGUACUCAUUUAAAUCAAUUGGGCCCAAGGCAGCCGUUUGUACAGGAGCAGAUGAAAAAAAGUCUGGUGCAUGGCACAAUUACUCCCAGCCCAGAAAUCAAACAGCAGAAGCCACUCCCCGGAUGUAGCUUUCAGAAAGAUUCAUUGGGCAUUGAUAAAAAUGGCAGCUUUCCUUCUGAAGCCAGUGACUCUCAAAGGCUUUUUUAUCCUCUCCAGGCUGACAUCAGAGACACCAACCCUCCAAUAGCAUUGCUGCAAGCUAACAUGAAAGCCACAUCUGGCUGCCCCACUCCAAACACAUUAGCAUUCAACAGGAAUCAGGAACAAAAAUGUCUAGGAGGGGUCAAUAUUUCUGAGGCAACAGAUCAGUUGAGAAAAGGAAGUGUUUUUUCACCCAAUCUUCAAAUUAAGCAGGCUGAUGCCAUUCACAGUGUCUCGCAGGAUGCCCAGAACACAUCUUUAGUGCAUCCAGCUAAUGGAGAAGUCCUGUCUGAUCAAAAGCAAACAGACGUUGCCAUGGAGAGCAAGAGAUUUAGUUGGCUUCCUUCAGCAAACAUCUGUAGCAAUAUAAAAGUGGAGCCGGUUUCUUUUAACGAGAGGUUAGGAAACAACUGUGAAAUGGGUAUUAAGCAGACGUCCUAUCAGCAGAAAGAAGCAAAGGAACACAUGCAGGGUUUUCAGCUCAAAAGCCAAGAGUUUCCUUCCUACAUGGCCCCAGCGCCACAUAAGUCUUUUGCGCAGUUAAAAACUCCACAAGCACCUCAGUCCCAGCAGGUGUAUGGAAAGUACUCCACAAUACAUUUUGGUAACACUAAUUUCAACAGAACUGCCUCUGUUAUUGAGAAAUCUAUUGGAAACUUUCUGGGCAACAAUGCAAGCAGCAGCAGUGGCUUGUCGAAUCAGAGUGCCUCUGUUUCGGGUCAGAUAUUUGCUGAUGGCAGCAGUGCUGAUGAACUAGAGCUGAAAUGCUCAUGCAGGCUGAAAGCCAUGAUUGUGUGCAAAGGCUGUGGAGCCUUCUGCCAUGACGACUGCAUAGGCCCAUCAAAACUGUGCGUUGCUUGUUUAGUAGUGCGGUAGACAGUUAUUUAAAAAGCAAAUGUAUGACACUAUUUAUAUUGACAACACUUUGAGAACUACAGUUGCAUUCCUGCACCAUUUAAAAUAUAAGAAAAAAAGAUUACAUUUUUAAUGUAUUUGUUUUAAAACCUAUUUGUGUCAACUUCACUGCAACACUGUAAUAUAAUGUUUACAUGAAAACAGAGGAAUGUGAAUUUUAAGCUAUUCUAUAAACAAGGUUCAUGAUUUGUAAGUAUAGCACUGUUUUAAAACUUCUGGGGAUAGGCAUGAGAAGCCAUUAAAAAUAUGCACUACCAUAACUCACUUAGAAUUAGGCGAGGCCAAAAAUACAAAUACAUGCCAGAAAUCGAAAUACUGUAAGGAAGUUCAUAACAUUUUGUUAUUAUGAUCUGUUCCACACACUCCUCCCCCCAAAUCUAUAAUUAGUCUAACAUCUGAUUAACACAAUUAGACUGUUUUAAGAAAAGGUUGCAUGGCAAGUAGGUUUCUUAACAGAAAUACAUUUCUGAAAUACACACAAAACUUUGUGAAAAGGCCUUGAAGGUGAGUUAAUAUGUAAUUAUUUAAUGUGAAAACAUUGGGAUUAGGGAUUGUUCCUUUCACAGUGCAGCUGCAGUAAUAAAAUAACAGUAAUUAGACGAUACCCAAGGAUAAACCAAGGAUUCCCUGCAGAACUAUGGAAAACACUUUACACUAAUAAGUGUUUAUAAAUGAUUUAUUUAUUAAAUGUAUGAUUACAUGAUUUUACAAUUGCGUAUGUGACUGUCACAGUUACAUAUUGUAGACUUUGUACAAUAUUGAUUAACUUCAUUGUUGAACAAUUAAGGAUAUGUCGGUGUACAGCAUGCUUAAACCCAUGUCCAGUUAUGUUUUGGAGAAUAGAAUGUUGGGGCUGUGUUGUGCCAAGUGUUAUCUAACAUAUCCUUAAUCUAUAUCACUAUUUGGCAUAAAACAUCCAUCUGAAAGAAAAGUACUUCAGUUUAAGUGGCCAUUAGCAAAGCAAAAUAAUAUUUUCUUAUCACAGAUUUAUUGAGCUCCUUUAUUCAAGUAGUGAUCAAGAUACCGGUAAGGUAUACGUAAUAGACAGUGCGUCUGUAAUAUACAUAUAACCAUGCUGUAUUAAAAAUUGCUGAAUUCAUUUUUACCAGUUACCAAUGCUCUUAAAUACUGGGUCAAUUACAUCAUUUUAUAGUGUUAUUACAAUUUUUGUUGUAUAACAGAAAGUUACUGCUCAGUGUUUUAAACUAUGUUUAAUUUGUCAGUGUUUUAAACUAUGUUUAAUUUGUCAGUAUUUUAAAUGUUUACAUACAUCUCAAAUUUGCCAUUGUAUGCCUUUUUCAGAGAAGCGCUCUUAAAUUACAGCUGACAUCAGAUGUAUUAGUUUUAUUGGUGUGAAAUUAAUCUAUGCUUAACAAUAUGUAAGGAAUGUGGAUUUUAGUAGAGAAACAUUUAAAACAACAACCAGUCACUAGUAUACCUAGACAAAGCCUUCUUCAUAUUCUACCAAAGAAGAAAAGCUCCAUCAAGUGGCAUAAACUCACAAAUGU